Messenger RNA from Hyalella azteca, 1006 nucleotides. RefSeq lists its product as uncharacterized. NCBI's taxonomy places the organism in Eukaryota, Metazoa, Arthropoda, Malacostraca, Amphipoda, Hyalellidae. The record is from RefSeq and is a predicted model, not a curated record. The coding region runs from base 4 to 738 and encodes 244 amino acids. The transcript has 4 exons.
AAAAUGAAUGCUCUUGAAAAGAUUCCUUCCCAAGCACUUGUGAUCCUAGCGAUAUUUACGGCUCAUGGACGAGCUACGGAGACAUUAGAGUUGUUCCAUAACAAGGCAAUAAUUGACGGAUCUGUGGGAUACAAGCAGACGGUGGAGCGACGCUGUGAGUGCCGUGAAGCGUGCUGGCAGGACGCUAACUGCACCGGAGUGUCCAUCGCAGCGCACGCUUCACCACGCCUCCACGUAUGCAGCUUCUCUCAACAGCCUUUGGACAACACCACAGCAACACUCACCUCUAACACCGCGGCAAACACCUUCAUCAAAAAAAAAAAGCCAGUGUGCCCCGCCAACUACACUGACGUGCCGAAGGUUGGAUGUCUGUUCAUCUCCACACAGAGCUUGACCUACGCCGCUGCCAAGACCGCUUGUCCCGCUGGCUCCGCUGGUCUCUUCGCCGCCCACACGGUAGAUCAGUUCUCAGAACUUUCGCUCUACAUGAACAAGAAUAAGGAAACCAUGAAAACUGAUUACUGGAUUGGAAUCGAGAGGGAUCCUGGCACUGAUAUCUGGCGUUGGCGCCAUGGAAGUUACAUCGGCAUCACCCAGCCUUCCUACUUCUGGGGUCUCGGCGAUCCGAAUGACGGCACAAACUGCGCUCGUCUUGCUUAUUAUCCCUUAAGGGAAAUCUACUACAUGUUAGCGGACGUCAAAUGUACGACUUUGUACAAUUUCAUUUGCGAGCUCUAAAAUAUUGACAAAUUAAGUGCUGCUGAAAAUGUAACCAUAAGAACUAUUGAUUUUUUUCCUCAGUCUGUUCUGAACAAAAUUGCACCUACGUUCUAUAUUCAUUGGACCAAUGCAUCAAUUUCAAACCCAAAACAACCGAUAUUACAAUUUUGAACAUUCCAAUCAAAUUUUUUACCAAAUUUCGAUUCAACCAUACGUAAACCUGAAAUUUGAGUCUCAUUUUCAAAGUCUAGAAACUUGUUUGACAGACAAAAAACCCACAUGCUCU